AGUUCGUUGAUCGAAGUGGAGAAAAGAAGUGAAUCUGUGUAUUCGAAUAAAAUAAUUAUUUUUAUAUUAAUUAAUUGAUUAAGAAAAAUACUAUCUAAAAAACGAUGUCUUUGAAAAUAGCUGUGUUAUUGUUCUGUGCCUGCAUCACAUGGGGUGCACAUGCUGGUCAAAAUGGACUACCCGAUGAUGCUUACAAAAUUAUCAUUCAUGCGAUGAGAGGUUUCGAUGUUUACGGCUCGACUAAUGGAGCAUGGAAGCUUGAGUAUGGAAAAUUCCAAGCCGAACGAAUUCCCGGAAUUGCUGGGCAUUUUAUCGAAGGCCAAGUUACAGAUAAGUUUUUUAAAGGUGAAUAUUACAUCUACAUGGCCAAAAGUAUUGGUGACAACCGCCGUGAAUAUUAUGCACUGAAAGAUGGUGAAAGAGCAGCGAAGAAAGUGAAUGGCUUAACCGAUGAUGUUCAAUUACGUGCUAUUCACAAUUUGGGCGGCGUUAUCUUCUACGGUUCGAAUAAUAAUGGAGCGUUCAAACUUGUACAAGGAGAAUUAAUUGCACAUCGAGUGCCCGGAAUAAGUGGACCUGUGCGUCGGAUUAUCUUAGGUGGAAGUGCCAGCCCAGAUGAUGCCAUCUAUUUACCAAAUUAAUUCUGAUAUUUUCGAUUCGGCAAAUUUGGCCAUUUUGAGCUGUAUAAUUACUUGUAGCACACUCAUAU
Messenger RNA from Sitodiplosis mosellana (orange wheat blossom midge), 709 nucleotides. RefSeq lists its product as uncharacterized. The record is from RefSeq and is a predicted model, not a curated record. Lineage: Eukaryota; Metazoa; Arthropoda; Insecta; Diptera; Cecidomyiidae. The transcript is spliced from 2 exons. The coding region runs from base 105 to 641 and encodes 178 amino acids.